Molecule: messenger RNA, 1491 nt
Organism: Olea europaea var. sylvestris
Lineage: Eukaryota; Viridiplantae; Streptophyta; Magnoliopsida; Lamiales; Oleaceae
Product: probable E3 ubiquitin-protein ligase LUL4
Exons: 4
Coding region: 112-1155 (347 amino acids)
Biological process (GO): protein ubiquitination
Molecular function (GO): ubiquitin protein ligase activity
Source: RefSeq, a predicted model, not a curated record
CAUGUCAAUCAUUUUUUUCCCCCCUUUUUCUCAGAUCUAUUGCCUGCCUUCAACAAUACUCAAAACACACUGUAAUAUACAACUUUACCGAAGAAUCGAACGCCACUGAACAUGGGCAUAUCAUUUGGCACCAAUAGAAGAAGAAACACCACCCCCGCCACAUACUACCACCACCACCCUCCUCCUCCUGAAUACUACGCUCCUUAUCCUGCGCACCCUCCACUGCCUCCACAUGCUUUCCCUGCAGCACCACCGCCUCUAUACUGCCCACAUUACCAAUCCUACAAUGGGUGCAACUACACAAGUAGUUUUGUAGGUGGGACGCCCAGUUUUGGUCCUUUUCAUAACGGGUUGCCAGCGUCAUCUCAAGUGGUGGCGCCGCCACCACCACCGCCACCGUACGUUGAGGACCAACAUGCUAAAAAGGUCAGAAGCGAUGUCAAUGUGCAUAAGGAUACUUUGAGGCUUGAAGUUGAUGAGAUGAACCCUGACUAUCACUUGGUUUCUUUUCUUUUUGAUGCUAUGUUUGAUGGAAGCAUCACUAUUUGGUACUUCGCCAAGGAAGGGCCGAACUGCAGAUUGGUUUCAUCAUUUCCUGAAGUAUAUGUGCCUGUAAAAAUUCCUUUUCAGAAAGGACUACGCCAGAAAUUUAGUCAGCCUUCUGGGAGGGGCAUUGACCUGGGUUUCUUUGUCUCUGAUGAUCUUUCAAAUCCAUCUCCAAAAGAGGACGUAUAUCCUCUUGUAAUAACUGCAGAAACUUGUCCGCCUUCUUACAGUGAUGAUUACAGUAAUGAUCGUCCCCAAUAUCAAUUCCCUCAUAUGCAGAUAACCCAGGCUGUCCUGGAGAAAAACAAUGAAGGAUCUUUCACUGUUAAAACAAUUAAGCAGAUAUUGUGGAUUGAUGGUGUUCGUUAUGAGCUGCGUGAGUUAUAUGGAAUAGGGAACCUUUCUCAUGGUAAUAAUGACAAUGACUCGGGAAGAAACUGUGUAAUUUGCAUGACUGAACCAAAGGAUACCGCUAUCUUACCAUGCCGACAUAUGUGUUUGUGCAGCGACUGUGCAAAAACAUUAAGACUCCAGUCUAAUAGAUGCCCAAUCUGCCGAGAACUUAUUGAAGAGCUCCUAGAGAUCAAGAUUAAUAAUAUCAAUCAGUGAGAUAUCCUGUCUUUCAUAAACCGUAAACUGUUAGGUGUGUGGUGAAAAACGUCACUCUCAAAGGGACAGGGCUCUCAUGGUUGAAAGGGCAAUUAUAAUUCAUACUUACAGAUUCCUCUCUGCUGCCUGCACAGAUACCCUACCUCUAUUUUGACGUUUCAGUAUGGAAACAAAUCAUCUACAUAUUUAGUGCCAUUAAGUUUGUACAACCAAAACUUCCAAAAAUCUCUUGUGAAAAGGGCCAAUUAUAAUUGGUUUGAUGAGUUGUAAAAUUCUCUGUACAACUAUUUAAAUAGAGAAUAAUUUAUAGGGUUUUGGUCAGUAUAUUCACAGAUA